CAAAAACAGUGGACACUCACUGACUGGAUGGUGUAUUUUUGGAAACCAGCUAACGAAACUCGCAACUGACUGGACAGCACCGUGUUGUGAUUUGAACACAGUGUACGAAACGAGCUCUGGGGAAGAGUGGACUGAAAUCAAAGAAGAUUUCAACACCAGCAGUUAGAAGUCGGGAACAAAACAAACCGAUGGACUGCAUGAGGGGCUGAAUCAUUCACAGGCUAACCAGACAGCAGACAGUGGAGUUAGGUUGUUAUCUUAACACGACUAUAAGUAACAUUUAUAUCUGCUGAAUAUUCGUUUACUUGACUCUUAACUACCACUCAGUAUUUCUCUCGUUACCAUGGUCGUGUAGUUACACAAGCGUUGACCGCCGGAGUAUCAAGUUAGCAAGCUAGUGGCUAGCUGUAGCUAUCGUUGCCAUUACUUGAACUGCUUCAGCUGCUAGCAACAUAAUGUAGCUGAGGUUACAAGACUACAUUCGUAUCAUACUAUAAGUAGCUUUUGAGUUAGGGGUAAGCUCAAGAAUGUGAAGAACAAUGGCCAACUUUGAAGCUUACCAGGAAUAUCAGAGAAUUGAAGACUUUGAGGAGGACUCGCCACCAGGGGAGGAGGAGGAUUUACUGGUGCAUGUGCCCGAAGGCCUAAAAGACUCAUGGCACCAUAUCAAGAACCUGGAUAACUUCUUCAAAAGGAUCUAUCAUUUCCAUCAGAAGAAUGGCUUCGCUUGUAUGAUGUUGUCAGAGUUCUUUGAACUUAUUCAGUUUUUGUUUGUUGUCAUAUUCACAACGUUUCUUGUCAACUGUGUGGAGUAUGACGUCCUGUUUGCCAAUCGAGCGGUCAACCACACCGGGCAGGGCCAGAACCCCUUGGACAGGAACAAGGUCACUCUUCCUGACGCCAUCCUCCCCAGUGAGCAGUGCACUGAAAGGAUUCAAGAGAACAGUUGGCUUAUAUUCCUUCUCAUCAUGGCAGCCAUCUUCUGGCUCUAUCGACUUGUUAAAGUAUUUUGCAAUGUUAUGAGCUACUGGGAGAUCAGGCAGUUCUACAUCAAAGCCCUGAAGAUCAGAAUGGAUGAACUAUGCAACUUCACAUGGCAGGAAGUGCAGGACCGUCUCAUCAGCCUGCAGAGAGAACAGCAGAUGUGCAUACACAAGAAGGAGCUGACAGAACUGGACAUCUAUCACCGCAUCUUGAGGUUCAAGAACUACAUGGUGGCCAUGAUAAACAAGUCUCUGCUGCCAGUGCAGCUGCAGCUCCCCCUGCUGGGCAACGUGGUGUUCCUCACCCAGGGACUCAAGUACAACUUUGAGCUCAUCCUCUUCUGGGGCCCUGGCUCUCUGUUUCAGAACAAGUGGAACCUGCACCCCAAGUACAAGCGCAACGGGAACCGGCUGGAGCUGGCGCAGCAGCUCAGCAGAGUCAUCCUGCUCAUGGGUCUGGCCAAUCUGCUGCUGUGCCCCUUCAUCCUGGUGUGGCAGGUGCUCUACGCUUUCUUCAGCUACACCGAAGUGAUCCGCAGAGAGCCGGGGAGCCUGGGUGCGCGCCGCUGGUCCCUGUACGGCCAUUUAUACCUGCGUCACUUCAAUGAGUUGGACCACGAGCUGCACGGACGUUUAGGCCGCGGCUACAAGCCCACGUCCAAAUACAUGAACUCCUUUACGUCACCGGUGCUGACGGUGCUCGCUAAGAACUUUGCCUUCUUCUCAGGCUCAAUUUUAGCUGUGCUCAUUGCACUGACAGUCUAUGAUGAAGAUGUCCUGACAGUGCAGCACAUCCUCACCGCCAUCACAGUGCUUGGAGUGGUCAUCACCAUCGCCAGGUCCUUCAUCCCAGAUGAGCAUAUGGUGUGGUGUCCAGAGCAGCUGCUGCAGUGCAUGCUGGCACACAUUCACUACAUGCCGGACCACUGGAGGGGACAUGCUAACAAGAGCGAGACCCGCGACGAGGUGGCGCAGCUGUUCCAGUACAAAGCGGUGUUCAUCUUGGAGGAGUUGCUCAGUCCCAUUGUCACACCCUUCAUUCUCAUCUUCCACCUGAGGAACAAAUCUCUAGAGAUCAUCGACUUCUUCAGGAACUUCACUGUGGAUGUCGUUGGAGUCGGAGACAUCUGCUCCUUUGCGCAGAUGGACAUCAGGCGCCAUGGAAACCCAACAUGGAUGUCCCAUGGCCAGACGGAGGCGUCCAUAUACCAACAAGCUGAAAACGGAAAGACAGAGUUGUCUCUCAUGCAUUUCACCAUCAAGAACCCCCGCUGGCAGCCGCCUCAGGAGAGCUCAGUGUUCAUCAGCCAUCUGAAGGAGAAGGUGCACCACGACGCUCAGGGCGGCCCCUCCACCCAGCUGCUGCUCUCUGAGGCCCCGCUCUGCACCUCGCUGCAGUUCAACGGCUCCGGCGCUGCGCCUGAUAAUCUGCUGGCCAGUGUCUUGGCUCACCCUGUUCUAACUGCGUCUGGACUACAAGGGCGAGACCACCGCUUCAUCCCCCCCAGCACCGCUGCUUCUGCCGCUGCCAGUGUCCUGGCCUCUCUGUCCACCUCCCAGCUCCCCCACACCAGCCGCAGCCGCUCCCACAGCCUCCUGAACUCUUCCGUCCAACCCGAGACCAUGUACCGCAGCGACCGCACCAUCAUUGACAGUAUGUCUAACAGUGACAUCCGGGGCAAUACUCUGAACUCAGAGUUUGCCUCAGCAGAGAUGAGUCUCCAUGCCAUCUACAUGCACGAGCUCCACCAGCAGAGCUCCCACCCACAGAGAGCUUCAGGGCAGUGGCAGAACCCAGUGCCAAUGAGAGAUCUGCACACUAACAGUGGUUUCCAGUCACAAAGCGGUCUCGGUUCCAGCCUCUCGAUGCCCACCACUGUCCACCUUGGAGGCUGGCAGGAGGAGGAAGAGGAGAAUGAAGAUGAUCAGGAGAUAAACAGUGGAUCUACUCCAAAACAGGGCACUGGGAGUAGUAGUUGAGUGCCUUAGGUCAUAAGGUAUACGUUCUCUUUAAACUCUGUAAUAUGACACAAGUCUACGAUCUAUGCUUUGUGGUUCUUUACCCUGUGUGUUAGUCGAACCUUUACAAUGGCCUUUUAUCCUAGAAGGGAUACAUUGCCAUGAUAAUUUCUCCUCUUUAUUGUUUUUAUAGUGUUUACAGUUUUACUUUCUUCUAUGAACAUUGUGGCCUUAGAUGAUCUUCAUGGAGAGUUUAGCAUGGACCUUUAAAACAUCAUUCAGCGUUUGUUAUGAGAGGAGAUCAUUGAAUAACCACUGUCUCUGCACCUCCACGCCUCAUCCUGUCACAUCAGGCAGACUAUGGCAUCAGGGAAACCAUAUGUCUUCCGUCCGGUCCGAUCCAUCUCGAUUCUUGUUGUAAACUUGUACAGACAAACUAUGUCAAAUGACAGAGAGACGAUAUGGUGUAUUCAAAGGAUCACUGUGUGAAAAAAAGAAGCGCAAAAUGCUCAUCGCCACUUCUGACGAGCCUCAAAGUAUUUGUGCAUCACAAAGAUUAACAGCGCCAGUCUAUUUGAAUUCUCUCAGAGUGAUCUUCUGUCUUACCUAGACUGCAAACUGUAUCAUAGCCGCCUGAACAAUAUCGAUCACCUGUAAGAGAAUUCAAUAUUUCAUGUUGUGCUGUUUGACCCUGGUGAUUUGUAAAUACACGUUGUUGCUGACUUGUCCUUUUAAAAGACCACAUCUUUACUACCCGAGCUAAUCCUCAAAGAUACCAAGUAUUGAUUUGAUAAAGAUAAACACAUGUGUAUCUGACAAACACAUGCUUUGGUGCUGCUGGCUGUGUUUAACGGUCCUAAAUACAGAUUAUACACAGUAUUAAUAUUUCCACAUCUGCUGUUUCUGGACACUACAAAUUAAAAACAGGACUGAAAUCACAGGUCUAAAAUACACAUGGCAUCAAAAUCCUAAUGCAGAUAUAAGAUGUCUAUUUGAGCUGGACACAAAGCCAGCUUCAUGCCUUACCACCCAUAUUAAAAAAAAAGUUUUCAGUAUUACCUCAGUGGUGGUGAAGAAAAGAUAAUACCUCUGCAGUGAAAUUAUUCUUGUGUAAAUAUAAAUACAGUACAUAUUGGGUGCUUUGCAGUGUGCAUCUAAUAACUGCAUUUUGAUUGUGAUGGUGGGCAUACAUGGAAUCAUUUUCUCUUCUUAUAUCUCGCCCAGCAGAAGUCAUUGAAAUUGAUGGCACCAGAAAUUGAACAAAACAGGGUGGUAUUGCUUUAACCAAUCUGUGUUGUGCACAUAACAAAAAAAUGGAACUUCAUCAAAAGGGCUGAUUUUUAGAUUGUGCGCUGUUGCUUCUGCAGCUUUAGGUCUGAAGAUUUUAGGACAACAGCUCUCUCAGUGUUGGUUUUAUUCUUUCAAAAUAAGAGCAUGAGGAGGAAAAGGACUUUCCACAGUCUGCAUCAUCUGUUAGAUUUAGCUUUAUUUAUUACCUGUUACCCUCCCGGAUAUUUAAUUCAUGUUUGUGUAUUAUUUAUUUGUAAAACCAUUAUUUAGAUUUGUUUUGUGGAAUCAUUUUCUUUCACUUAACCUUUUUAAUCAAAUAAAUGGCAUGUUCCCACCAAAAAAGUAGUUAAAAAAUCAUUUGAUGUCGAAAUUCCACAAAAAAGUUUGUAUUAAUGCAAAUAUAACAUGCCCAUCCGCAUGAUUUUGAAUGUGAUUUAAACCUAAAAUAAACUGGGACUAAAUCUGCCUGUUGAUGCAGUGCCCAAAAAGAUAUUUUUUACCCGUUUUUAAUUGCAUUUUGUUUUAUAGAUCAGAGUAACAUAGAUGUCAUCCUGCACAACUGCAAGAGAGGGGUCAAUUUGUCUUUGCCCUCUCUCGUAUUUAGAAACUAUUACACUUUCUCUGUGAGCGUGUCUGUGGAAGGAAUGCGUUUUGGACACCUUCGUAAUUAUGCUAACAUGAACUUUGCACUGACAGAAAAUAAACAUUUGUUUUUAAAUGUGUGCGUGUAUAUAUACAGUACUUGCAUCAGUUACAGUUUGGAAAGGGCAGGUCUCAAAAGGGACACUUGAGUCAGUCUCCAUCCGGAACGAUCUCUUCUCGUUGUUUAUACAUAAACAACGCAUCCCUGCUUGUUGUAUUGUCGCAGUCCACAGCAAAACCACCUGGAAACACUGUGGCUUAUCACAUGAGGUCGUUCUUACCUCUGGUCAGUAAAAGUCCGCUCUGUAGGGGAUGAUGUGUGUCUCUGUCACGUUGUUAAAUAUACUCACAUGGGUCAUUUUCCAUCGUGCAGUGCGUUGAUGUUGUAGAGACACUGGAGCUCGGCUUCGUGCACAGAGUUGAUUCCGUUUGACGGUCUCCACAUUUACACCUCCCUGUUAUGUUUGUCAUUUUGUUUUAAGCAGUGCCUUAGUAUUAAGGAUUAGUAUUUGCUCUUCAUAGAAGCCAUUACAUGUAACCUAUUGGAUUUACUUUCGCAGAUUUAGCAGCACAUACUGUUUUGUUCACUCUUUUUGGCAAGUCAUUGUGUAUAGCAUCAAGUAUGUUGUGAUGUUGUGGAUGUGGCUUGUGAGAUGAGUUGUAAACUGAUCAUGAGAUCUUAUGUCAGUCUGUUGUAUCUGACAGCACACUUCUUCUUAUCAUGGUGUCUGAACUUGCACUGUCCUCAAUAUCCUAAAGAAGCAGGAAGUGUGCCUUGUAACUGUUGUCAUCACGGCCCACCUCCUCACCUUACCCUGGGUUAUCCACUAAAACACCAGUCGAACAACCACAGUGACUGGAACAAGGUGCUAAGUUUUCAUCCUGAAAUGUUGAAUAUGUUUUAAGACUUAGUUGUUGUGUUACUUAGGUUUGUUUGUUUUGUUCUGUAAAUUAAGAUACACUAGCUGAAAAAUAAAACAUGCCAAAAGAACUUGUCUUCGGCACAGCUUUACAAUACAUGUGCUGUUUCCCCCCCCCCCCGCGUGAGUAGAGAGGCAAAUUAAUCUAAUUUUUGGUAUUUAAUCAUUUCAUGUGUGGUGGAUUAUGCCAUGUUUAUUUGAAAUUAAAAAGUACAUUUAAAUUAUGUCACUCUAUUUAUAUUGCUGUUAGUAUGCCUUGUUGGCUUCUGAGAUUACAAUGUGGGAGCUUCUCUCUUUAAGUCUUGGACAUUUCUGACACCAAUAUAUUAGUCUGUCGAAAUUAAUAAGUAGAGCCUGAUAAGUCUGAGAUGUCCUUAUAAUAUGUGAGACUGUGCAGCGAUAGAUAUAGACAUCCAACUCAGUGACCCAAAAAAACUGAAGGAUACUUAAAGCUUUGUGAAAGAUUUGAAAAUGUCUAAUUUGGUUGACUCUUAGAGGUGGUAUCACACUGUGGUAGAAAGCAAUGCAAAGUGCUUUAAAGGUGGACAAAGUAAAAACACAGACAAAAAGAUACACUGAAAAAAACAAGUGUACCUAAUGACGAACAUCUCAAGCAGAGAUAGAUUAAAUUAUAUUUCAUAUUGUACAUGUGUCUGAUUUCUCUGUCUUAUAAGUCAUCAGCAGGUUUUGUUUUCAUCUUUUGAUCUCUUGCUCCACUCUGCUUUUACUCAAGAUGCAUAUUAUAUUACGGGCUCAAAACUCUCUUAAAGGAAAACAUAUUAUUUACAGACUUUGUGCAUUUACAUGUUUUAGUGUCUCCUUUGCUUUCUUCCCCUUCCUCCGCCCCUCUGUGUCUCAUUACUGCAAAUCUGCUACUCUCACUCUUGGCCUAAUUGAAAUUCUUUAGUCCAAUCCAUGUUGAGUGUGAUUUUUAAAAAUCUUUGUAAAUUAGUUACAUGUUUUUGUUUGGUUUUGUGGGUUAGAAUGGUUAGGUUGAUUUAUGUUUGAAGUUUCUUUUUUUCUGCAGUGAAAGCUCAUUGCCCUGUGUACCCCUGUUGUAUUACUGGUACUCUGUCAAUACUGUAAAUAAACAUUGUAAAUAAACACCACACACCUCUAUUUGAGAUGCA
This is a messenger RNA of Trematomus bernacchii (emerald rockcod), 6924 nucleotides long. RefSeq names its product autophagy related 9B (gene atg9b). The record is from RefSeq and is a predicted model, not a curated record. Gene Ontology annotation, cellular component: phagophore assembly site; autophagosome. Bases 540 to 2963 code for a protein of 807 amino acids. NCBI's taxonomy places the organism in Eukaryota, Metazoa, Chordata, Actinopteri, Perciformes, Nototheniidae. The transcript is spliced from 13 exons. Gene Ontology annotation, biological process: protein localization to phagophore assembly site; autophagy of mitochondrion.